AUGAAUCAGUUGGGUAAGCCUCUUAAGAGAGAUUAUGCUACUACAUGUAGGGACAAAAUUAAGUAUGAUAGGGUAAUGGUGGAGGUUCAUAUGGAUCAGGCUCUACCUGAUCAACUCUCUUUCAUGGAUGAACAUGGAGAGAUGGUUGGUGUGCCAGUACACUAUGAAUGGAGACCUGCAGUGUGUACUAGGUGCAAGUUGGUUGGGCAUGUGGAAGCAGAUUGUAGACAGACUAAGACUAAGAGAGUGUGGGUUCAGAAGCAACAAGUAAGCACUUUACCUGUGCCAGCUUUUGAAGUGGAACCAGUGGUAGAUCAAGAAGGAUUACAGAGGGCCCUCAGACCUAUCAGGGUUAGAACAUCUAGUGUUCAACCAACUCAGGUUGAUAAUCCUUUCCAGUUAUUGUUGGCUCAGCAAGAUGGUGAUGGUAUAGUUGAGCAUGUUGCAGGUGCAGGACAUAUUGGUGACUCAGUUGGAAGGGGGGACCUUCUAUCCCUAAUGGAUAGAAUCUUGUGUUGGAAUGUCAGGGGCAUCAAUUCCACUCAGAAGCAGAAUGAAGUGAGGAAGUUCGUUCAAAGGCAUGAUGUGGGAUUAGUUGGACUCCUGGAGCAUAAAGUAAAGCUUGCUAAGUUAGGUAAGCUUUACCAGAACAUCUUUAUGAACUGGUGUUUUACUAGUAAUGCUAGUUUUCACAAUGGUGGAAGAAUUGUUGUUGCCUGGAAGCUUAAUUCUUUUACAGUGAACAUUGUUGCUGUAACAAGCCAGCUUAUCCAUUGUCAUGUUAACCCUGUUAGUGGCAUGACUAGUUUUUUCUGUACUUUUUUUUAUGCGUUUAAUGAUAGUUCUCAGAGGAAAGAGUUAUGGAAAACUUUGAUGGAUGUGAACACUCGGGAUCCUUGGCUAUUAGGUGGGGAUUUUAAUUGUGUGAUGGGGGUUAAAGAAAGAAUAGGAGAUCCUGUGAGGCAUGCUGAAAUUCUUGAUAUUAAUGCCUGUAUGCAUGGAUGUAGUAUGGAAGAUAUCAAAAGUGUUGGUAGUCUGUAUACUUGGAACAACAAGCAAUAUGGGGCAGCUAGAGUUUUUUCUAAGUUGGAUAGAGUCCUGUCUAAUCCAGCUUGGCAAAGUGCUUAUUGUUCUGCAGAAGCUUGUUUCUUGACUGAGGGUGAGUUUGAUAAUUCACCUGGGUUGAUCACUGUGUAUCCAAGACACACAGGAGGUAGGAAACCAUUUAGAUACUUCACUAUGUGGAAGUCCUCUCCAGAUUUUGCUGGAAUUGUGCAACAUCAAUGGAAUCAGCAGGUUCAUGGAAGUUAG
This is a messenger RNA of Spinacia oleracea (spinach), 1311 nucleotides long. RefSeq lists its product as uncharacterized. The record is from RefSeq and is a predicted model, not a curated record. Lineage: Eukaryota; Viridiplantae; Streptophyta; Magnoliopsida; Caryophyllales; Amaranthaceae. The coding region runs from base 1 to 1311 and encodes 436 amino acids. Gene Ontology annotation, molecular function: catalytic activity. The transcript has a single exon.